UGAAAACGCUGAUUGGCUUUAGCCACAUGAGGCUGACUUCAAGCAUUUGAAGUUCUAAGAACUUGGAGCUAAGCUAAAUACAUAAAGUACAUAUGUACAUAAGUAUGUACUACAUGUAGGUAUGUACGUAAACGGGGGAAUUUGAAGCUCAAAGAUUACAUUGGCUCAACUUUUAUUCAAUGUUGUUUUCGUGAUGGAAUUUUGUACUUGUACAACUUACCUAGUACAUCUUAUUUACCCAUACAACACUUGCAUGUGGGCGAACAUCGACAUACUCACACAACCUCGAGUGUAUUCAUACCAACAAAAAUAUUGUUGUUGUCGCGUUAAUUAGCUACUCUUGAACACGGUUGAUUUAUCCCCCACGUCGAACAUCGAUAAUAUUUUUUGAUCAAAAUCGCCAUGAGCUAAGACCCGAAAUCGUCCUCCGCAACCAUAAUACACACAACACCGGAUGCCAACUCGGCUUUCACCUUGACAAGAUACAGAACUUCCGUCGCAAAGUCAACAACUCUUAUUCCCUUCCAACAAACAACACCACCUUAAUUAUUCCGUAUCAUGUCAUUGUUCGGAUCGCGAACCACGGGGUUUGGGGCCCCUGCAAACAAUGCCGCUGCCCCAAGUAGCUCUCUGAAUUGGGGCCAGCCUCAGAACCAGUCCCAACCUCAGAAUCAGCAACCACUCGGCGGAUCCAUUUUGGGCGGAAGUAUGCUGGGCCAGCCACAACAAUCCAAUGCUUUUGGCGGAAGCCUACUGGGUAUCUCUCAGUCCCAGCAACAACAGCCGCAACCGCAACAACAGCAACCUGGUGCUUCCAGUUUUAUGAAUGCGAGUCAGGCACCGCAGCGUUCCAGCUUAAUCUGGGAACCUGGCCGUGAAUCACUAAUCCACAAGCCCGUCACGGAACAGAUUGAGGGAAUGCUUGCGAAAUGGCACCCAGAGCACCCCAACACGGUAUUCAAGUACUACUUUUAUAACAAAGUCGAUCAGGCUCGCAUUCCCUUCUACCAGCCCUCUCCUGCAGAAGACCCCCGAGAAUGGGAACAGGCUGUUCACGAUAAGCCCGGUCCUGGCUAUAUGCCCGCCCUAGCGACUGGCUUCAAGGCAAUUAGCGAGCGCCUCACCAUGGAGAAGUCGGUAUUAGGAAACUUUAGGAAGGCCUUACAUGCCAUAAAUUCGAGCCUGGAUGCAAUUCUCUCACAGAAUGACCUGCAGACUAGCGUGCGCACGCUUAACGCUCGUCGCAAACACGCAUUAUUACGCCAACGAUGUCUCGCGCUAGCGACCAAGGUUCAAGUACUUCGCAACCGCGGGUACUCUCUUGGCAAAGAAGAAGAUGAGUUGAAGACGAAAUUAGAGACCCUCGACCGAACCGUGACCGACCCGGCACUCAGCGCAAGAACAGAAGAGCUAUGGAGCCGUCUAAUCUCUAUGAGGGAAUAUGCCGAUCAUAUUCAGAGUGAGGUUCAUCGUCAUGGUGCAGAGGCUCAGGAAGGCAUAGGAGAGGAGAACGAGGCACAGGCCAGGGAGAUCUUGGACAAGUUUGACAAGCAACUACAAUAUCUCAAGACCCAACUUGAGCAGACUAAGAAGGACUAUGACGAGUGGAUUGAGGCGAACCCACCCCCAAAGAAGUAAACGACUAUUCACAAGGAAGAAUUACAUGGAGGGCUAGCAGUGAUACCACAUUGAUGAAGGGGGGCUUUUUAUUAAUGGGGGCCUGGCUCCUGGUGGCUAGAACUUGGAUGGUGAUUUGUACAAAUAGGAGCCGGUCAUAGGAAACCACAUAAAAGCCCGGCGUUUAGGGUUGUCUGA
This is a messenger RNA of Hypoxylon fragiforme, 1815 nucleotides long. RefSeq names its product nucleoporin complex subunit 54-domain-containing protein. Gene Ontology annotation, cellular component: nuclear pore central transport channel; nuclear pore. Gene Ontology annotation, molecular function: structural constituent of nuclear pore. Gene Ontology annotation, biological process: nuclear pore organization; protein localization to nuclear inner membrane; NLS-bearing protein import into nucleus. The coding region runs from base 559 to 1638 and encodes 359 amino acids. The record is from RefSeq and is a predicted model, not a curated record. The transcript is spliced from 3 exons. NCBI's taxonomy places the organism in Eukaryota, Fungi, Ascomycota, Sordariomycetes, Xylariales, Hypoxylaceae.